UAAGAUGCAAUAGAGCCUUGCCUUGCCUUUGGCGAUACAGUUGACUCGGCGAGGGUCCGACGGACCAGCUCACUCAUCGUCUAGACAAAUGGCAUCGAACACGGAGCAGCAGCGCAGCCAAGGAGAGCCGUUGGAGGGGGGAGAUGGUACAAUCGACGACUUGAAACAGGCGCUUGUAGAGAAUCUGGAGCAUAGGGGCGUACUCGGCAAGCUCAGAGCGAAGGUGCGAGCGGAGGUUUUCCACACGCUCGAGGGGCCCCAGGAGAGGGUUCUGCCGACCCCGCUCUCUAACGACAACCUGCUGAUCAACGAGCUCGUGCGGGACUACCUGAGCUACAACGGGUACGCGAACGCGCUGGGCGUGUUCAUGGCCGAGUCCGGGCAACCGAUCGAAAGGUCCUUGGACAGGGGGUUUAUCCGAGACGAGUUGGGACUAUCCGAGCGACUAGAUAGCAUCGACCGCGGAGGAGCUAGGCCUUUGCCUCUGCUCUACGGCAUCACGCACGCACUUAAGCGCAGACGAAAAGAGGCAUCCGUAAACAACGGGGAUUACGCGGAAUGCGAAGAGGAGGAAGAGGAGGAGGGCGGCGGGGGUCACCCGGACGUCGGCGGCAGGAAUAACAUCGACUGGGCCGAUCCCGCACCGGUGUUGUUCACAAAGCACAAUGGUAGUACCGGCGGCGGUGGCGGUGGCAUUGCGUAA
Molecule: messenger RNA, 703 nt
Organism: Ectocarpus siliculosus
Lineage: Eukaryota; Phaeophyceae; Ectocarpales; Ectocarpaceae
Source: the annotation of a GenBank genome assembly